Messenger RNA from Talpa occidentalis (Iberian mole), 1440 nucleotides. RefSeq names its product SPARC (osteonectin), cwcv and kazal like domains proteoglycan 3 (gene SPOCK3). Gene Ontology annotation, molecular function: calcium ion binding; protein binding. Bases 91 to 1392 code for a protein of 433 amino acids. NCBI's taxonomy places the organism in Eukaryota, Metazoa, Chordata, Mammalia, Eulipotyphla, Talpidae. The transcript is spliced from 11 exons. The record is from RefSeq and is a predicted model, not a curated record.
GCGGCGCGAGCAGCAGCUCCUGAGAGCCGCGAGUUGGCAGAACCGGCUGCAUUUCCAGCAGGCGCUGCGCGCACCGUGCGGGCUCCCAAGAUGCUCAAGGUGUCAGCCGUGCUGUGUGUGUGCGCGGCCGCUUGGUGCAGUCAGGCUCUCGCAGCUGCCGCGGCCGGGGCUGCGGCCGGGGGGCGGUCGGACGGCGGCAAUUUUCUGGAUGAUCAGCAAUGGCUCACCACCAUCUCGCAGUACGACAAGGAAGCCGGACAGUGGAACAAAUUCCGAGACGAUGAUUAUUUCCGCACUUGGAGUCCAGGAAAAGCCUUUGAUCAGGCUUUAGAUCCAGCUAAAGAUCCAUGCUUAAAGAUGAAAUGUAGCCGCCAUAAAGUAUGCAUUGCUCAAGAUCCUCAGACUGCUAUCUGCAUUAGUCACCGAAGGCUUACACACAGUAUGAAAGAUGCAGGAGUAGCUCAUAAGCAGUGGAGGGGUCCAAUAUCUACCUGCAAGCCAUGCCCCGUGGUCCACCCCAGCCCCGUUUGUGGUUCAGAUGGCCAUACUUACUCUUCUCAGUGCAAGCUAGAAUAUCAGACAUGUGUCUUAGGAAAACAGAUCUCAGUCAAAUGUGCAGGACGCUGUCCAUGCCCUUCUGAUAAGUCCACAGGUACAAGCAGAAAUGUUAAGAGAGCAUGUAGUGACCUGGAGUUCAGGGAAGUGGCAAACAGACUUCGGGACUGGUUCAAGGCCCUUCACGAAAGUGGAAGCCAAAACAAGAAGACAAAAGCUUUGCUGAGGCCUGAGAGAAGCAGAUUCGAUACCAGUAUUUUGCCAAUCUGCAAGGAUUCACUUGGCUGGAUGUUUAACAGACUUGAUACAAACUAUGAUCUGCUACUGGACCAAUCAGAGCUGGGAAGCAUUUACCUUGAUAAGAAUGAACAGUGCACCCAGGCAUUCUUCAAUUCUUGUGACACAUACAAGGACAGUUUGAUAUCAAACAAUGAAUGGUGCUAUUGCUUCCAGAGGCAGCAAGACCCACCUUGCCAGACGGAGCUCAGCAAUAUUCACAAGCGGCAAGGGGUGAAGAAGCUCCUAGGACAGUACAUCCCCCUCUGUGAUGAAGAUGGUUACUACAAGCCAACACAAUGCCAUGGCAGUGUUGGGCAGUGCUGGUGCGUUGACAGAUAUGGAAAUGAAGUCAUGGGAUCCAGAACAAAUGGUGUUGCAGACUGUGCUAUUGAUUUUGAGAUCUCUGGAGAUUUCGCCAGUGGGGAUUUCCAUGAAUGGACUGAUGAUGAGGAUAAUGAAGAGGAUAUUAUGAAUGAUGAAGAUGAAAUUGAAGAUGAUGAUGAUGAAGAUGAAGGGGAUGAUGAUGAUGAUGGUGAUGACCACGAUGGAUACAUUUGAUUGAUGAGAGCUGAGAUCAAUAAAUUCUACAUUUCUAUCAUUUACAAA